AUGAGAGAUUCCGAUGUGCCGUUCCAGAACUACGUGCGGAACGUCAGACUGGCCUUCGACAAGACGUGUGGCCAACGACGCCGUCAGCUGGGGCCAGACCUUGUCAGUCAGCUGUCUGGCAGGGCAUGGGUCAUCACCCAGGAAAUCGACCAUGAGCGUCAGCACAACCAGAUGGCGCUCGCGACUUGGUGGAGGAGCACAAGCUGGCAAGAGUUCCAGUUCCCGAUGCUGGAGCACGAGCUGAAGAGCUCCUUGUUCGCCUUCGUCGCGCUCAAGGUAUGGGCGAGAAACAGUCAUGGAGUCCUACAGGAAGCUCCAACGUGCCCUGGCGAAGCCCUGGCCGAGGACAUAGAUUCCGGACUUCCGGAAGUGCUGCCCACUGAGCUCCUGGGAUGGCUCAUGCUGAUGCGAUGCAGUCUCUCCCCACAGCAGCGCUUGAACGUCCUGAGCGCUACUGGGAACUCCUUGAAAGCCGAGGACAUCGAGCAGGCUCUACGUGGUGCUGAAGACGACCUCCGAGUUCAAGAAUCUGAAGCCUGCGCGGAAAGGGCAAGGGACGCAACUAUGCUAGUCCCAACUUCUGGACCGAGCAGGGUGGAGAAUGGGGCCUACUGGCUUCUGAAGAUGCUGAUCUUCUUGAAGGCAACUUGGAAGAUGAAGGACAUCAAUGCCGUCUAUGCCUCCACUGUUGCCCAUCCAGCUCUGAGCUUACCUGGACCUGAUGAACCUCGCUGGACAGCUGCUGAGGAAGGAUACUGGUUCCAGGAUGUCAACGGGCAAUUUUCCUUCUGGACUCAGCACACCGACGGUGAGUACUACACCCAAGAUGCUGAAGGAGCCUAUUGGACUUGGGAUGAAUUCCAAGAAGAAGCUGCCUGGUGGAAUGCAACUCCCGAGCAACAAAAGGAGUUGUCAGAUGCCUUUGCGGCCUAUGAUGCAAAGGUCAGAACCUUCAUGGAUUCCAGAGAUCUCAUGAAGUCAAAAGGCGCCAACCGUGGCUACUACAAGGGCAAGAAUUUCAAGGGCAAGAAAGGCUUAGGGAAGCGCAAGAACAAGCCUUCGUCUGCUGCGGGACCAUCUUCUGCAGCGGCCUUCCAAAGCCAGCCAUCCGACGUUAUGGCAAGUGUUGGCCAGGCUGGCUACACGGGAUGCUUCAUCUGUCCGAGCAAAGCCCACGACUUCCACUAA
This is a messenger RNA of Cladocopium goreaui, 1188 nucleotides long. The record is from the annotation of a GenBank genome assembly. Lineage: Eukaryota; Dinophyceae; Suessiales; Symbiodiniaceae.